AUGCCCAACAACCCCGAAGGUACUCUUGUCUUCCCUUUCGAGUAUAGCGAGCACAGACUCCUCAGACCUCACUUCUUGGGCAAGUCAUCAAGCAAGGAUGACUUCGACCGUCUCAGCAGCUGCGCUCCCCACUUCGGUCGUCUUGCAGAUGAUGAGACUGAGCCUGAGUAUAUCUCAUACUUCAGACGCGAUAUGGAUGCUGCCCUCGAUGCAGGAAAGAACAAAGGCAAAUCCAAGGCCGCAAAAGAAGCAAAGCAGGAAGCACGUGUCCUCCAGCAGCAUAACAUGUACCGCCAGGUCGAACGCACUCAAGUCUCGCUCGGUCUUUCUCCACCAUCAUCAGCUGACCCUGACCUUGAUGUCAUCUACAUCGCCGUCGAUGUUGAGUCCUACGAACGCAACCACAACAUCAUCACCGAGAUCGGUUUCGCUACCUUGGACACCCGCGAUUCUAAGGGCAUCCCUCAUGGUGAGGCUGGCAAGGACUGGCACAAAUUUAUCCGCGCUCGCCACUUCCGCAUCAAUGAGUACAAGCACUACGUCAACUCCGAGUUUGUCCGUGGCUGUCCUGACCAAUUUGAAUUCGGCGAAAGCGAAUUCGUCGACUUGAAGGAUGUCCCCAGUAUGGUUGCUUCCUGCUUCAAGUAUCCCUACAGCGCGAGGAAUGCCAGAGACGCCACAGAAGAUGUUCAAGAGAAGCGCAACAUCAUCUUCCUCGGUCACGACACCAAGCAGGACGUCGCCUACCUUCACAAACUCGGCUACGAUCCCAACAAUCUGGCCAACGUGACCUUUCAGGACACUGUUGCCAUGUGGCGCGCUAUCACUAAAGAGCAGUCUGCUCGUGGUCUAGCUCACAUCAUGUAUGCCCUUGAGCUCGAGUCUUGGAACACACACAACGCCGGCAAUGAUGCUGUCUACACCGUGCAGGCCAUGAUCGGUAUGUGCAUCAAGGAUCUGGAGAAGAAGGCUGCCAAUGAGGAAGACGAUGGCGGUGUUAGUCUGCUGCCUGAGAAGAAGAUGGAUGUCGAAAAGGAGAUCAAGGAGAUCACUAAGAAGUUCGUUGAAUGGGACAUGUAA
This is a messenger RNA of Aureobasidium musti, 1080 nucleotides long. NCBI's taxonomy places the organism in Eukaryota, Fungi, Ascomycota, Dothideomycetes, Dothideales, Saccotheciaceae. The record is from the annotation of a GenBank genome assembly.